Molecule: messenger RNA, 2575 nt
Organism: Mugil cephalus (flathead mullet)
Lineage: Eukaryota; Metazoa; Chordata; Actinopteri; Mugiliformes; Mugilidae
Gene: aldh5a1
Product: aldehyde dehydrogenase 5 family, member A1 (succinate-semialdehyde dehydrogenase)
Exons: 10
Coding region: 109-1650 (513 amino acids)
Biological process (GO): GABA catabolic process
Molecular function (GO): succinate-semialdehyde dehydrogenase (NAD+) activity
Source: RefSeq, a predicted model, not a curated record
CCUCCUCCUCCUCCUCCUGCAGACCGGUUAAAACCGACAGAAGCUCCCGGAGCCUCGGCUGCAGACGUGCGGACCCCCAGCGCUCGGUGACCGCCCCCCGCCCCCGGUAUGUCCGCUGUGUGCGUCCCGAAGACUCGCUGCUUCCUCCGGCUUCUCCUCCGCGGUCUCCCCGCCGCCAUGAGCCGCAGCUACAGCCUCGAUGUCUCCGCUCCUCUGCUCCGGACGCAGGGCUACGUGGACGGCCGCUGGGUCUCCGCAGCCUCGGUGUUCCCGGUGCUGGACCCGGCCACCGGGCAGGAGAUCGCCCGGGUGUCGGACUGCGGACCGGCGGAGGCCAAGCAGGCGGUGGACGCUGCGUACAAAGCGUUUCACACCUGGAAGAGGUGCACGGCCAAGGAGAGGAGCGUCCUGCUGAGGAAAUGGUUUGAUCUGCUGACGCUGCACAAAGAGGAUCUGGCCAAACUGAUCACGUUCGAAUCUGGGAAGCCGAUGCGCGAGUCUCUCGGGGAGAUCGCCUACUCCGCCUCCUUCCUGGAGUGGUUCUCGGAGGAGGCUCGGAGGGUUUACGGAGACAUCGUCCCGUCUCCCGUCAAGGACCGAAAGAUCCUCCUCCUCAAGCAGCCGGUGGGAGUGGCCUCCAUCAUCACCCCGUGGAACUUCCCCAGCGCUAUGAUCACCAGGAAGGUGGGAGCCGCUCUGGCCGCCGGCUGCACCGUGGUGGUCAAACCGGCCGAGGACACGCCGCUGUCGGCUCUGGCCCUGGCCGAGCUGGCGGAGCAGGCCGGGAUCCCCGCCGGGGUCUUCAACGUGGUGCCCUGCUCCAGGGACAAGACUCCGUCGGUCGGGGAGGUUCUCUGCACCGACCCCCUGGUGGCCAAGAUCUCCUUCACAGGCUCCACCGCCACUGGAAAGCUGUUGUUGAAAAUGGCCGCUGACACCGUGAAGAAGGCGUCUAUGGAGCUCGGAGGCCACGCCCCCUUCAUCGUGUUUGACAGCGCUGACGUGGACAAGGCAGUGGGCGGAGCCAUGGCCUCAAAGUUCAGGAACUCGGGACAGACGUGUGUGUGUUCGAACCGGUUCCUGGUCCAGACCGGGAUCUACGACCGCUUCAUGGACAAGUUGGGCCGAGCGAUGGACGCUGAGCUCCGUCUGGGUCACGGCUCAGACCCCGAAACCACCCAGGGACCCCUCAUCAACAGCAGGGCCGCAGAGAAGGUGGUCCAGCAGGUCUCUGAUGCUGUGUCUCGUGGGGCGAAGCUUCUGAGAGGGGGGGGGCGACUGGAGGGUUCGUUCAUGGAGCCGACGCUGCUGGCGGACGUCACCACGGACAUGAUCUGCACCAAGGAGGAGACAUUCGGACCCCUGCUGCCCGUCAUCAGAUUCACCACAGAAGAAGAAGCUCUGUCUGUAGCUAACGCCUCCAACGUUGGACUGGCAGGUUACUUCUACUCUCAGGACGUGAGUCAGAUCUGGAGGGUGGCCGAGGAGCUGGAGGUGGGGCUGGUGGGAGUGAACGAAGGCCUCCUCUCCACCUCCGAGGCCUGCUUCGGGGGGGUCAAGCAGUCCGGUCUGGGCCGCGAGGGCUCCAAGUACGGCAUCGAUGAGUACCUGGAGGUCAAGUACAUGUGCUUCGGAGGCCUCAACCCCUGAACCGGGACCUGAACCUGAACCAGGACCUGAACCAGGACCUGAGGCUCCACAACCCCACCACCUCCUUCUAAAACUAGUAAAUGAGUGGUUCUGGAUCUGGUUCUGGAUCUGGUUCUGGAUCUGGAUCUGGUUCUGGAUCUGUUUAAUGACGACGGCUCCAACUAAAUUAAAGGAAAAACAUUUAGUUUCUUACUCUUUCAAACGUCCCUGUUUAAACCUGUAGGAGGCGCUGUAGCAUCCGUUAGCUUUAGCUUUAGCUUUAGCCUCAGUGAUGGAGGAGGGGUGUUUAUCCACUAAUAAAACAUUAAAUUCCAAGAGUAGUGUUUUGGUCUCACCACUAGAUGGCAAUAGUUCCAACACACUGCACCUUUAAAACUGAAUCUGUGAUCGACUACGUCAUCCAACAACAACAACAACAGGUUUAACUUUAAAUAAACCAGAUUGUGUUGAACAGACAGAAAACACUCGUGAACAAGAUUAAAUGUUUAUUGUGUUUUUGUCAAAUUUAAAAUGUGAAGAUGAAUCAAAUAAUUUACCAACAAAUAACGAGCAACAACACAGUGACUAGCAAAUAACGCGGAGACCGUUACCGAGCUGUGAUUGGACAAAUGAUUGUGGGGGGAGGGGCUUAGCGGAUCAAAAUGAAACCUCCAUCCAAUCAGAAGUGUUCAGGUCUCUGAAAAUCCGCCGACGUUGUUUUUAUUGUUAAUAGAUGUUGAACUUCUCUCCGCAUUUCACUGUUGUUACCGUGGUAACGUAGCGCGCUAGCAUCAACCCCUUAGAAACACUGGGUCCAACAUGUUCCUCUGGGUUAAAGCCAAUAACUUCCACUAAAACCUUGUGAUAAACUGUUGUUGUUGCCAAAUUAAUGUAAACAAUGAGAUUUUUGUAUUUGUGACAAAUUAAAGAUGAUGAUGUUGUAAAA